CCUCCCCCUCCCCCUCCCCGCCCAUGGCCUUCGCGCCGGAGGCGAUGGAUCUGGAGGCCUCCCCGCCGCCGCCGCCGCCGCCGACGGUGCUCUGCUCGAUCUGCCUCGACCCGGUGGCUUGCGGCGAGGGGGCGAGGUCCACCGCGCGGCUGCAGUGCGGCCACGAGUUCCAUCUAGACUGCAUUGGAUCAGCAUUUAAUGCAAAAGGAGCGAUGCAGUGCCCAAAUUGUCGGAAGAUCGAGAAAGGCAACUGGCUCUAUGGAAAUGAACGCCAACCAUGUAACCAUUCUGAUACAGAUGGCUGGCUGACUGGUGAAACCUUUGAAUACCCAUUUGAAUUUGGGUGGUGUCCCUUCGAUAGUUUGACACCAUUGACCUCUGUGUUUGGGGAAAGUGAAUCUCAGCCCACUUCUUUUCUAGAUUAUUUAAGAGUUCUGCAUGGUUUUCAUCAUCCAAUGUAUGCGCCUUCUAGUUCUACUGCCAGCACUGAAAGUAUACCAUUCCAUCAACGUCUAACUGGUACGGAAGGUCAUGCAACUACAGAUUUGAGAAAUAUUCAAGUUUUCCAUGAAAUUGAGCCAAGAAGCCAUGAGAGAGAGCAGCAGUAUUUAGGUAAUCUUCAAAUGCCGGGAGCAGUCAACCAUUCCACAGCCCCACUUGGCAUACCAAUACCAAGAUAUGAUGGCAGCAACCAGCAAAGAUCACGACCACAUAUGCAUCCUCAUUCCUUAUUCCACAGGCCGACAGCUCGCAGAGUAAGCAGUCCUGUUGCACAUUUGAGGUCAACAGCUGCUGUGUCUGAAACUAGAGGCCAUGGUCAUGGUAUGGCAAGUCAUAUUGCUCAACAGACAGUCCCAUCAUCCAUGGCAAGCAGUCCACAACCUCCGACCAGAAGGGUUCGUCCGAGGGCUUUGUCAAUCACAUCUUUCAUUGCAGCCUCAUCGUCAGCUGAGACCAGAGGCACUAAUGACUUUCCUCUCACUGAAACUGCAAGCAUCACAAACAGUAACCUCCGUAAUCGUGUGGGUGCCCCUAGACAUGCCAAUCAAUCAUACAGCUGGAGUUCGGAGACCUUCUGGCCGCCAAAUGGAGAACCUCACUGGUGGAGUGCGAUGGCCCCUGUACAUAAUCAAUCUUAUGAUAAUUUUGGUGGAAGAUCAGCCACAGAGCUGCUGUCCAUAUAUGGUGCACAAAAUGGUCUACCUACUCCGCGAUUCAUGUGAAUACUGUUGUUCCCCCAUUGUGUGUAUAUCCCGGAGAUGGCCAAACAUUGAUUUUAUUUCAGCAAAGAGUGCGUAAGAACUAAGAACUGAGGCUCCAGCGUCAGGUACUCGGAUUGCUGUCGUCAAUCAUCAUCUCAUGUUGAUGCUACUGGUAUUUCGUACCAUUGUGGUUUUCUGGAAGGCAACCUCAUGUUAGUUUCUUCAUGUGAAGAAACAAUCGUCUCGGUUUAAGUGACAAUAUUGUUCGGAAAUCUUAUAUAUGCUAGUCCGGAAUCAUUGUUUGGAGGAAAAUGCUGCUGAAAUGACGUUGUCAUUGAACCAUAAUAUUAUUGAAUGAAAUGCUUCUGCUGUUUAUGUUGAAUCA
This is a messenger RNA of Oryza brachyantha (malo sina), 1587 nucleotides long. RefSeq names its product E3 ubiquitin-protein ligase RFI2-like. Lineage: Eukaryota; Viridiplantae; Streptophyta; Magnoliopsida; Poales; Poaceae. The record is from RefSeq and is a predicted model, not a curated record. Gene Ontology annotation, molecular function: ubiquitin-protein transferase activity. The coding region runs from base 24 to 1223 and encodes 399 amino acids. The transcript is spliced from 6 exons.